Empidonax traillii (willow flycatcher) is the source of this 6604-nucleotide messenger RNA. Its product is annotated as aldehyde oxidase 2-like. The record is from RefSeq and is a predicted model, not a curated record. Gene Ontology annotation, molecular function: 2 iron, 2 sulfur cluster binding; FAD binding; oxidoreductase activity. Lineage: Eukaryota; Metazoa; Chordata; Aves; Passeriformes; Tyrannidae.
AAGAUUAAUGACCUUGUUUCCUGGACGUGCAUACAGAGAAAUGGAUGAGAAUCUAGAACUCCAAAUCAGUAUUUGGAAUUUCUCUCUGUAAAGACAGGGCAUGUCUUGAGCAUGGCCAUCUUAUAAUGGUACCCCCAGCAGUCAGGGCAUAGAGCUGGCAUGGCACAGAGACAACCAGAAGGAAAUUUUAAAUGUGUGUAUAGUAGUAAUGUUGAUUUUGUUAAAACUUGGUCACUUUGAAGACAAAAAAUUAUAGAUGGUUCAGGUCAGCGUAAAUGAGAACCACAGCUCCACAGCUUUGCAUUUGACACCCCCCAGAAAUGGGUAAUGUUGCUUGCCCUGGGUUCUUGCAUCACACAUGCCCAUGUAUUCUAAAUUCACUGGAUAGUAUGAAAUAAACAGGCCUGGCAGCUUGAGCUCAGACCAGAAGUACCCCCUUCACAGUUAUCUCUUAGGUUACAGGGUUUGACUUAGAGGGGCUCAGAUUUGUCUCAGAUUAUUUCAAGUCACCAGGAAAGAGCUGAGGUGACAAGUAGGAGGUGGAGCGUUGGCAUCUGACAGUGCUUUAAUUGUUGAAAAACAAUACACAGUGCACUGGCUCUUCCCUAUCUGCUUAUUUUGAGACUGAGCAUCAAAUUAAACUCUGCAGGACAAGGCAAACUCAGUCGACGUUUAGGACCAUAUAGCACUUCAUUCAUUUCUCUUGAUGUGUAAAGCUUUAUUUUUCAGAUUUUAAUGCAACAGCAUGGCUCACCCUCAACAAUCAGAUGAGCUUGUCUUUUUUGUGAACAGCAGGAAGGUAAUAGAGAGGCAGGCAGAUCCCGAAGAAUUGCUGCUGUAUUAUCUAAGAAAGAAGCUCUGUCUUUCAGGUACAAAAUAUGGCUGUGGAGUAGGAGGCUGUGGUGCCUGCACUGUGAUAUAUGAUCCUGUUGCCAAGCUGAUACAACAUCGUCCUGCCAACUCCUGCCUUCAGCCCAUCUAUUCACUGCAUGGUGCUGCCGUCAUCACUGUGGAAGGGGUUGGAAGCAUAAAAACCAGGAUUCAUCCAAUUCAGGAAAGGCUGGCCAAAUGCAAUGGCUCCCAGUGUAGCUUCUGCACCCCUGGAAUGGUGAUGUCCGUGUAUGCCUUACUGAGAAACCAUCCAGAACCUUCCACAGAGCAGAUUAUUUCUGCUCUGGAUGGUAAUUUGUGCCGUUGCACGGGAUACAGGCCAAUUAUAGACAGCUACACAUCUUUUGCUAGGGAGCCAUCAUGUUGCCAACUCAGAGGAAUUGGACAAUGUUGCUUGGAUCAGGAGGAAUGUGUCUGUUCAUCUUCUGCAGGGGGUCAGAUCCUUUCAGGUCUGUGCAGUCCAGAACAGUUUCCACCCAUGGAUCCAACACAGGAAUUUAUGUUUCCUCCUGAACUAAUGUCACUGUUGGUUCCAGCUGGUAAACAGACCCUAUCAGGGCUAGUAAUAGGAGCUGCCUGCUGCUUGGCCCAGCUCAGAGACAUCCUGACGAAGGCAGUCACUGAACUUCCAGCAGAGAAAACGAAAACGUACCGAGCCCUCUUGCAGCAGCUGAGAACUCUGGCUGGAGAACAGAUCAGGAGCAUGGCGUCUUUAGGAGGACACAUUGUAAGCAGAGGAUCAUCCUGGGACUUGAAUCCAAUAUUAUCAGUUGGCAAAUCUGUCCUCAGCGUGGCAUCAGAAGAUGGUAAAAGACAUAUUCCUUUAAAUGAUCAUUUCCUUGCUGGCUCUGAGCAUGCAGACUUAAAUGCCAAGGAGGUCAUUGUUUCUGUUCUCAUUCCAUACUCUGUGAAGGAUGACUUUAUUUCAGCCUUCAGACAGACUGAAAGACAGAAAAACGCUUUGUCCAUAGUGAAUGCUGGAAUGUGAGUGCUCUUCCAUCCAGGCACAGACACCAUUGUAGACCUGACUGUUUUAUUUGGAGGCAUCGGCUCAACCACACUCAGUGCAAGGAAGUCCUGUGAGAAGCUCAUAGGAAGGCAAUGGAAUGAUCAGAUGCUGAAUGAAGCUUGCAGACUGGUGCUGGAGGAAAUUGUUCUCCCUCCAUCAGCUUCAGGUGGAAAAGUAGAAUAUAGAAGAACUCUGCUUGUCAGCUUUCUUUUCAGAUUUUACCUGGAAGUGUUACAUGGUUUACAUCAGCUGGAUCCCUUCAGAUAUGCUGAGCUUUCACAGGAGAACAUGAGUGCUCUGGGACUGCUGCAAAGUGGUGUUCCCCAGGGGGUCCAGGUGAGGUGUGUUUGUAGCUGGGACUGCCACAGUCCCUCUUUUUUAAUGAGUGUUUUGUUGCAGGAUGUUGACCCAGGACGGUCUCCACAAGAUCCUGUGGGCUGUCCCAUCACGCACCAGUCUGGAAUUAAGCACACCACUGGUGAGGCAGUUUUCAUUGAUGACAUUCGUCCCGUGGAUGGAGAACUCUCACUGGCUGUGGUCACCAGCGUUAAAGCCCAUGCAAAGAUCAUAUCAAUUGAUGCAUCAGAAGCCCUUCAGGUGCCAGGAGUGGUUGAUGUAGUGACAGCAAAAGAUGUUCCAGGGAAAAAUGGCAAAGAUGAGCAAGCAUAUGCAGAAGAUAAGGUGAUUUGUGUUGGUGAGAUAAUCUGUGCUGUGGUUGCAGAGUCACUGACUCAGGCAAAGUGUGGGGCUGGAAAGGUGAAGAUAGUCUAUGAAGAUCUGGACCCAAUUCUGACUCUUGAGGAUGCAAUAAAACAUAAUUCAUAUAUCACUGAAGAAAGGAAAAUAGAAAAAGGAGAUAUUGUGAAAGGAUUCAAGUCUGCUGAUGAAACAAUAGAAGGUGAAUUGCACGUGGGAGGACAGGAACAUUUUUACAUGGAAACAAACAGUGUACUUGUUAUUCCAAGAGUGGAGGAUAAAGAAAUGGAUGUGUAUGUGGCAACUCAGCAUGCAACAGAUAUACAGGAAUUAGUGGCUUCAGCUUUAAACCUCCAGUCCAACAAGGUUAUGUGCCACGUGAAACGUGUUGGUGGAGCGUUUGGUGGGAAGGUUACUAAACCUUCCCUCUUUGCUGUAAUUGCAGCCGUGGCAGCCAACAAGACCGGGCAUCCAGUCCAUUUUGUCCUGGAAAGAAAUAUGGAUAUGUUAAUCACUGGUGGACGGCACCCUUUCUUUGGAAAAUAUAAAGUUGGAUUCAUGAAUGGUGGUAGAAUAAUAGCAGCAGAUUUUCAGUGCUACAUAAAUGGUGGCUGUACAAAAGAUGAAUCUGAGUUGGUAAUCGAGUACAUUAUGUUGAAAGUGGACAAUGCAUACAAUAUCCCCAACCUCCGAGUCAGGGGACAUGCCUGCAAGACUCACCUGCCUUCCAACACUGCCUUCCGAGGAUUUGGGUUUCCCCAGGCGGGUCUGUUUAUGGAGACAUGUAUUGUGGCUGUGGCCACCCAAACUGGCCUGCCACAUGAGAAGGUUAGGGAAAUAAACAUGUACAAAGGAGUUAACCUAACAUCCUUCAGAGAAAAGUUUGAUGCAGAGAAUCUGUGGAAAUGUUGGGAAGAAUGUUUGGACAAAUCUGACUACUACAGUCGAAAAGUAAUGGUGGAAGAAUUUAACACUAAAAGUUAUUGGAAAAAGAAAGGGAUUGCCAUCAUUCCAAUGAAGUUUUCUGUUGGAUUUAAUGCAACUUAUUUUCAUCAGGCUGGAGCUCUUGUCCACAUCUAUAUAGAUGGGUCUGUGCUAAUCACUCAUGGUGGAAUUGAACUGGGACAAGGAAUUCACACUAAGAUGUUACAGAUUGCCAGUCGUGAGCUGAGGAUACCACUGUCCUAUAUCCACUUGUGUGAAACGAGCACAACAACUGUGCCUAAGGGCAAAUACACAGCAGGAUCAGCUGGAACUGAAAUCAAUGCAAGAGCAGGGCAGAAUGCCUGUCAAAUCCUUUGGAAGCGCCUGGAGCCUGUUCGAAGAGACAAUCCUAAUGGCAAAUGGGAAGACUGGAUCAGUGAAGCAAAGCAUCAGUCUUUCAGCUACUGGCUAUUUCAAAGGUUAUCAUACAAACAUGAACUGGGACACAGAGGAAGGCCAUGCAUUCCCAUAUUUCUCUUUGGAGUUGCAUGUUCUGAAGUAGAAAUUGACUGUUUGACAGGAGCCCACAAGAACAUCAGAACAGACAUUGUCAUGGAUGCCUGUUUUAGCAUAAAUCCAGCUAUAGAUAUAGGACAGAUUGAAGGGGCCUUUAUUCAGGGGGUUGGUCUUUAUACAUUAGAAGAAGUCUACUUUUCCCCAAAAGGAGAGCAGCUCACCCUUGGCCCAGAUACAUAUAAGAUCCCUGCUGUCUGUGACAUUCCUGAGCAGUUCCGUGUCUAUUUACUGCCCAAUUCACGCAACUCAAUUGCCAUCUAUUCUUCCAAGGGCAUGGGCGAGGCUGGAUUCUUCCUGGGCAGCUCAGUGUUCUUUGCAAUACGAGAUGCAGUGGCUGCUACAUGGAAGGAAAGAGGAUUGUCCCUGGACUUCCCACUGAACAGCCCCUUGACCGUUGAGCGGAUUCGCAUGGCUUGUGCUGAUGUCUUUACUGAGAUGAUUCCAAAAGAUAAACCUGGAACCUAUAGGCCAUGGGCCAUCGAUAUAGUUUAGUACUGCUUUCCUGAGUAUCAGCCUCCCAGGUGGUUCCUUCAGCCACCUACUCAUCAAUAGCAUUCAUGCAAGAAAGAACUGUAAUACUUACGUGCGCACACAAACAUAUAUGUAUCACACCAUCUUUGCAGAACAAGAUAUAAGCACCAGUUCUAUUGUAAGUCUCUGAAUAAGAGACCACUCAUUAAUAUGUUUCAUGCUACACUGGAAUAGUUAAGUUACCUGAAGAACUUCAAAGAAUUUGCAUGAGAUUUUGAAAAUAUCUGCAGUGAAGAACAGAUCACAAAUAGUACCAUCCUGUCACUUCUACAUCCAGUUUGAGAGUCACAGCUGUUGUUAUUUAUUUCUCUGUUCUUCUAACACACAAAAAUCACAAAGAUCAGAAUUAGACAUUGCACAAAUUAGUGAUGGGCAAUGUAUCAAUAUUUCAGUAAAAGAGACAUUCUGAAAGUACAUACUGCCAAAUAUUUCUAGACACUGAUAUAUUAUUACCACUACAGUAACCACAGUAAUACACCAGUACAGCUUCUUUGCUUCCUGCCAGCCUACCUCAAACCUGCUCCUUACCACCAGAUCUCUUUGAACCACUAUCAACUUCAACCUCUCUCAGAGCUGAAGUAGAAUCACUGCUGUUCACUGCCUUGUCAUCACUUGCUCCUCUUCUCCUCUUUCUUACCCACAGUUUUGCUCCCUCUUUCCAGCAAAAUGAUGAAUCAGGACAUAGCUGACAUGUUCAUCUGUAGGUGAGGAGAGGGCACGAUGUGAGAGAGGUGUGCUGGAGGUAGGAAGGGUUAGAGCAGGACAGGUUCCCAGUACCAGCUUCGAGUGACCAUAACACAGGUGAGGUUGCCCAUUGCAGCUGUCAGCAGGCCUGCAUAGCAGGUGUGUAGAUGAAAAGGUGAACGGGAGCAGAGCUGAGAGGGAAACAAUGACAGUAAAAUUUCAUCAUAGAUGUGUCAGCUCACAGUUUAACUGAGCUAUGUCAGACAGCUGGCACUCUGACAGAGAUUGUUUUGGAAAGCAGCUUUUAAAGUGAUCUGGUGACAGCUGUAUGAAUCUUCAUGGAGCAUUUCUCCACGAGGAGAGGAGACUGAAAAGCAAGUGCAAAGGUAUUGGAGAGAGAGAAAAGGGAAUGGCUGAGCUAAGCAACAUAGUUACAUAUACAAAUCAAUAUUCAACUUUGAUAUUUGAUAGUUCAAAGCAAUACAAUUUACAGUAAGAACACAUUUAACAACAUCACUGUGUACCCAAAACACUAGCAUAAGAAAUAACUCUGGAGAGGUUUAACAGGUAUUGCAUUAGUUCAGAUGCUGUACUCAUUUAUAUAGACAGAAAUUUAGACUAUUUUCAGUUAUUUUAAGAGCGAGGCUUAAAUUAGCAGAGUAUAGAAGAGAGUGCAACCUGCACACACCCUCAGAUAAGUCACAUUUAAUUUAAAUCUGUAGAGAUACAAGAUUUUAUUCCUUUACAUGUAAAUUAAUAUUACAAGUAAUAAGGAAAUUUCUAGUUUAUGUGGGUGAAGUUUUCCUUAUCAUUUCUCUUUGUAAAUGGUGAGAAAUUACAGCUAAUAAGAAAAGCUCAACUGGUAAUAGACUUUGCAGUUUUGUAAUAUUAAAGACUUCAGGAAGCUGACAGCAGGAACUAUGUUGUCUUUUUGUUCCUUUCCAUGAAAUGCAAUUUUAAUAAUUUCUGAUAUAUCUUCUUGGCUUUUUACUUAAUUGUGAUUCAGACAAAUCCACUCAGUUUAGAAUGAGUACCGAAGUGUCUUGGGUUUAGAAUGAAUGGUCAAAUAUUUGCCGAUAUUAAGGUGAAAACCCUUCCUCUGAAAUACUCUUAGGGUAUUUUUGAAUGUAGUAUUUUGGGAAUUUAAUUGGGCUGUUAACUGGAAUCUGUAAAAAUGUUUCUUGAAUAAAAGCAAACUUGUAAGGCUGUCCUGUUAUUUUGUAACACUGGGAUCUAUAGCCAAUUUUGUUUCAAGAAAUAAAUAGUAACAAAGAUGGUAUGAGACGAAAUCUG